CCGAGAACGCUGCGGAAACGCGCGUCCGUCAUCGCGUCCGCGAUGCGCGCUUCUGCACGAGACGCCUCCGUCCAUCGGCGAACGACACGAGUGUGCGUUAACACGUCUGGAUAGACGAAGCGUGUGUGUGUGUGUAUGUGUGAACGGUGGAGGAAAAACGCUAGCGUGCGCGAGCUUGAAUUCACGGAUCUAUUAUUGGUAGUAUGUGAUCGCGCUCGAUAUCAAUCCUCGCGUCAUCACCUCGCUCUUAAUCCGGCGCGAGCAGAUAAGAGUCCGCCGGCAAAGCCAGUGUUUUAUCGCGGUGCUUCCCCCCACGACGCUUCGCCACGUGUUUCCCUCGCUCGAGCGGCCUUGGGCUCAUCUCUCGUCUCCGGAUUAUCCUCGGUUAUCCGCCGAUAUGGAGGGGCCCCGAGAUUGUGUUGGCGGGGCACAUCUCGCGGUCGCGUCGGGCGUUUUUGCGACCACCGGCAGUCUCUUGGGCAAGCUCGCCGGUGGCGCUGACGCAUCGUCGCUGCUGUCCUUGUUGCUCAAAGGAGCGCUUCUGGUUCUUAUGAUCACGUCCAACACCGUGGGAUGUACGUUUUUUGUCAAAGCACUUCACGGCAGCGGAUCCUCAUUGCCGGUGACGGUCGCCAGUGCAGCGACGAAUUAUGUUUGUUCGGCUCUCGUAGGUUUCGUCGUCUUUGGCGAAUCGACGUCGUUGGCUUGGUGGUGCGGCACUUCCUUGGUACUUCUCGGCUUGGUUCUGACCUGUUAUGUUCCCGACGAGAAGGGUACUUCCGCCGUUGAGAAGAAAUUGAAACAACAGUAAACCGGCGACGGGCACUUUCGCGCUAAAAGCCAAAGACGGGGACCAUAUAAGAUGAGACGACGCUGCUCACUCCCGCUUUCGUAUUGAUAUCGCAAAUAUUUAUCCUAUCCUCACAUCAACAUCACGGAUAAAAGCGAUUGACGGGAGACCGGAUAUCGUCGAUGAAUCUUGAUGUACAGAACCGAAGUAUUAAUAGCGAUUAAUUACUAAAAUGCAAGACGUAUUAUUUGUUAUUAGACAUAUGUAUCGGUGUAAUUGCACGCAUGUUGAAAAUUAUUAUAAAUAACGACCUAGCUUUCCCUUAUUCUUUACAUUUAUAGUGAAUCUUCUACGUAAGAGGAGAAUAAUUUUAGAGCGAUGUUCGUCGAUGUAAUCGUUCCCACAUAUAUUUUAAGAGAUGACGUAUAAUAUGCGCAUAUAUGACAUUAUAUUAUUAGCUUGAACAGUAUGACACACACACAUACACGGCGUCUAAUUUGCUGUGCGCGAUUUCGAGAGAGACAAAAAUAUAAAUAAUUUUUAUCUGAUCGUACAGAAAUAUAUUCCGCACUCUCCUUCCGUUUAAAGAAUCACUCGAGAGUGGAUUAAUUUGAAAUUCAGAUUUAAAGAACUUCAUAGUUGGAGGCGUACAUAUUUAUGUGGAAAACCAUAAGAAUGAAAAAUAAAAGUUAAUUAUUUUCCAAGAUAUGCGGGGAAAUAUAGUUUUAGGAAUGAAAACUGAUAUUAAAAAGACAGAAAUAAACUCGCACAAGCAAGGUUAUCCGCAUUUUUUAUAUAUAGUCAAGUAAAAUAUAAGAUGUGUACAUAUAUGUUUAUAUUAUUUGAAACUUGUACGUUUUUUUUCUUUUUCAAAGAAAGCUUGAUAAUCCAAUGUUAAUCGUAACCAUAAUAAAUAACCAUAAAAUUAACAUAGAUAAUUAAGCACUGCGACCAUUUCUUUUUACGUUAGCAAUCACGUAUAAUAUUUUUGUACUUCGGCCCGUAGAGAGAUCGGAUGAAUUUCAUGCUGGGAUAAGAGGAGAGAAGCGGAUCCCUAAAAAUCCAAGUCUUUCGAGUUGCGCUUGUUCUAGCAUGGCAAAGUGGGUCUUCGUACCUGUAGUAGCACCGAGUAAGGGCCUACGAUGAGGGCAAAGAGUAUAUUGCCGCUAGUGUCACUCGAAACACACUAACACGAUGCUAUCCUUCCUCAUUCAGUCGUCGAGUGGGUAACAUUUUACAGGAGCGCAUUGACGAGAUAAAAUUACCAUGGCGAGCAAAUUAUACGAUAUCGUUACCGUUGUGUGACCCACAUUGUAUUUGACAUAUGUUUGUAAGGUUAUCAUCCAUAUUUAUAUGGCACGUACUUUAUUUUAUACAAUACAUACGCGUACAGGUGUUAUCACCUGUGUAUUUCUGUACCAAAGGGAAUAUUUAAUUUCCCGUUUAUUAAAUAAAUAAUAAUAAUAAUUACGAGGCUUCGGGGAGUAUCCUCGUUAUUAUCGAAAGGAACGUACCAAACGCGUUGUAAAACGAGACGAAUAUAUUUCAUUCCAGCGAUUUUUAAAGGAGUGGAAGGCACACACAUGAAAUCGGUAAUGAAGACAUGGACCAUUUUCUUUCUCUCUCUCUCUCUCUCUCUCUUUCUCGCGGACGAUAUAAUGCCAUUGUCGAGAUAUCGACGUUUUAUUACCUCUGCGAUCCUCUUAUCUACCUGUUCAUGCGACUUUUCACGAGCCGUGUGGCCACGCUGCAGCGACGUGCGGGCGAGGCGAGUGAGAAAAGAGCGGGAAGAAGGCGCUCUGCUCGGCGGAUACGAGCGCCCAUUCAAGGAUGAUCGCGUGGUCUCGCAGCCUGUAGCCGAACGGCAUUCGCCGUUUAUGACA
Dinoponera quadriceps is the source of this 2673-nucleotide messenger RNA. RefSeq names its product transmembrane protein 42. NCBI's taxonomy places the organism in Eukaryota, Metazoa, Arthropoda, Insecta, Hymenoptera, Formicidae. The record is from RefSeq and is a predicted model, not a curated record. The transcript is spliced from 4 exons. Bases 398 to 811 code for a protein of 137 amino acids.